Photinus pyralis (common eastern firefly) is the source of this 1089-nucleotide messenger RNA. Its product is annotated as acetylcholine receptor subunit beta-like 2. The record is from RefSeq and is a predicted model, not a curated record. Gene Ontology annotation, biological process: nervous system process; signal transduction; chemical synaptic transmission. NCBI's taxonomy places the organism in Eukaryota, Metazoa, Arthropoda, Insecta, Coleoptera, Lampyridae. The transcript is spliced from 6 exons. Gene Ontology annotation, molecular function: transmembrane signaling receptor activity; acetylcholine-gated monoatomic cation-selective channel activity. The coding region runs from base 70 to 1089 and encodes 339 amino acids. Gene Ontology annotation, cellular component: neuron projection; postsynaptic membrane; synapse.
GAUCGAUCCAUAUUUUAGGGCUGGUCCAGUUCCAGCAUGUCGCGAGAUUUGUCUCAGCGUAUAUAAAAUAUGAUGUUGAAACGGUCCUCGUUACUGUUGGCCUACGUUUCUGUUUUGUUAUACGGUCAUGUGUGUGCGGCUCUCAAACAAAUUGAGGCGACCCCUGAUACCAAAAGAUUGUACGAUGAUUUAUUAAGUAAUUAUAAUAGAUUAAUUAGACCAGUUGUCAAUAACUCCGAAACUUUAACGGUAUGGAUGGGAUUAAAAUUGUCACAGCUUAUCGAAAUGAAUUUGAAGAAUCAAAUUAUGACUACGAAUUUGUGGGUUCUUCAGAAAUGGGUAGAUUACAAAUUAAGGUGGGACCCAGAAGAGUACGGGGGCGUGGAGCAACUCUACGUUCCAUCCGAACACAUUUGGCUUCCAGAUAUCGUUCUUUUCAACAACGCUGAUGGAAAUUACGAAGUUACGCUUAUGACUAAAGCUGUUUUAUCAUACACAGGGGAAGUGGUGUGGAAACCACCCUCUAUUUAUAAAUCAUCGUGCGAAAUCAAUGUGCAAUAUUUUCCUUUUGACGAACAGAGCUGUUUGAUGAAGUUUGGAUCCUGGACCUAUAACGGAUAUCAGGUUGACCUCAAGCAUAUGGAUCAAGUGCCAGGAUCAAAUAUAGUAAAAGUGGGAAUAGACUUAUCCGAAUUUUAUCUUUCCGUAGAAUGGGAUUUAUUGGCCGUUCCAGCAACGAGAAAUGAGGAAUAUUAUCCUUGCUGUUCGGAACCAUAUUCAGAUAUUACAUUCAAAAUAACAAUGAGAAGGAAAACCCUGUUUUAUACGGUGAAUUUAAUCAUUCCAUGCGUUGGGAUAACAUUCCUAACGGUGUUAGUAUUUUACCUACCGUCGGACUCUGGAGAGAAGGUGACGCUUUGCGUUUCAAUUUUGAUAUCGCUUACCGUAUUUUUUCUUCUGCUCGCCGAAAUUAUACCUCCGACGUCUUUGGCAGUGCCGCUUCUUGGCAAAUACCUGCUUUAUACCAUGAUUAUCGUGACAUCUUCUAUAUGGGUGACGGUCUGCGUGCUAAAUGUUCAUUUUAGGUAA